Messenger RNA from Aspergillus calidoustus, 927 nucleotides. Lineage: Eukaryota; Fungi; Ascomycota; Eurotiomycetes; Eurotiales; Aspergillaceae. The record is from the annotation of a GenBank genome assembly.
AUGCGUCGCGUCGCCCGCUGGCGCGACCUUAAUUCACCGUUUAGAAUUUCCCCGCUCCCCUGUCGCGCGAUCAAAGUCCCCCACCACGGAGCGACGAAAACAAAACAAACCAGCCGCGCCAAAAUGACGACCCAGCGCAGAGCCCAACAAGCCCCCGAAUCCGACCCCAUUUCUCUCCCCCGCGGCGAAUACCACCCCGCCUCACCCAGCGACUCCCGCGCCCCGUGUCCCAUCCUCAACUCCCUCGCAAACCACGGCCUAAUCUCACGCACCGGUCGCAACGUCACAAAAGCCUCGCUGGAAUCCGCGCUCGCAGAAAUCGGCCUCGCACGGACAGCACGGCUCGCACUCUGCAGUAUCUCGUUCAAAGUGCACGCCGACGAGGGCGAUCCCAAUGCACCAAAGGGGAGUUCGAGACUGGGGUUUCGCGAGGCUGGCCAGGUUGAUGAGGAUGGUGUUGACGUGCUGAAUCUGGAUCAGGUGGGGCGGCCGCAGGGGAUGGAGCAUGAUGUUUCGCUGUCCCGACGGGAUCGGGCUGUGGGGGAUCAUAUGAAGCUCGAUCGCGGGUUGUAUGAGCAGCUUAUGGGCGUCGCCGGGCCGAAAGAUGCGAAGAAGCGCAGCUUCAAACUCUGGUCCCUGGCAUCCUACCGCAAGUCCCUGUACGCCGACGCAAAAGCCACCAACCCGCAUCUGGUCUUCGGAAUCCCGCAGCAUGCGGCGGGAUGUCUCGAAGUCGCGGCGAUGCAGGCGGUUUUCGGAAAGGGGGUUUUCAAGGGCGUUCCGCGGGAAUAUUAUGAGGCUGUCCUGGGCGAAGAGAGGUUGCCGUAUCGCGAGGGGUGGAGGCCGCGGCGGUUUAUGCUUUUACUGGAGAUUGCGGUCUUUGCAAUCUUUGUGGCGGUUUUGGCGUGGCCUUUUUCGUUGUUUUAG